AAAUUCUCUGAGUUUUUCAUAAUUAUUGCAAGAAAAUGAAAAAUGCAUCAAUUCCUAAAUGGGCACCAGUAUACUACUGUAUCCGCUCCAUUAGAUCACCAAGAGAGAGACUGGUAACUAAAGUGGGAUGUGCUGGUAUAAUUAGCAAAAGGAAAUGGUGACAUCUAAACACCUACGCAUCUUACAUCUUUCCGUUUUAUGAAUUCAAUCUUAACAAAUUGUUCAUUACAUCAGCUUAGGAAAGGAAAUCGUUACUGACGGGGGAGGAGUGCGUAGGGGUGUUGAUCACGCACGUACUCGUCAUUACUUCUGUUCCUUCAGUACUGUCGUCUUUUUGCACCCAUUACAUCAACUACUACUACUAACAGGUGCAUUGUUAAUAUAUCAAGGGUUUAAUAGAAACCACUAUGUUCUUCAAUCAACUGAUGAGCUUUUUUGUUAAUUCAACGAUUUAAMUAAAUAUUGACAUUAUUAAAUAGAUCACAAGCCAUCUCUCCGUCGAUGACAAGCUUUGUACAUAAUAGAGCUGAGUGAAAUAUCAAUUCCAGUUCAAGCUGGUCAGCCUUACCAAUACAAAGUCAUGCAUCUAUUGGAUAUGAUACUCUGUGAACCAUUGAGCUGCUUACAACGCAACGAGUCAACCCUCUAUCGUGUUUAGUUCCGGAAGUGUAUUACCAUACUUGAAAAAACAAAGACCCCUUCUUUGCCAGUAUACAACCGGUUAUUGAAUCACCGUCAGUUAWCUAAGCACAACGCAAAGAAAUUUGACAAUAACUGGAACUCAAAUUAGCAACAAAGCUAACAACAAGCUGUCUCUGUCUYAGCCUAAACACAAGGAUUUCCAAGACUACAGGAAUACAUCGYGAAGACUCAGACUAUCGUGACAAGCACGAGACAUCUGCCUUUACCACACUCUAUACAAUGUGCUGACCAAAUUGCSUUGACAAGAAAAGAAGAUUAGGAAGGKUUUUUCUAAGUUAUAAMCUUGAACUAAACCUCAGAACAUUCAAGAAACCUUGAACUGACUUAAUCAAUUAACAAAGCUCUGCAGCGGCGCAAUCAACUCAAAACUGACCAAUUCAAACACACCGGCGAAAAUAUUGAUUAUCGAUAGUCUGGACAUAAUUUCAAAUACAUGCGAUAGCACAAUGAAUAUAAGUCAAGGAAAAACGCCUCGAUCCUCGAAUAUAACACAGUCACUAUGUCGAGACGCAACAGAAGUCAACGCUCUCAUCGCCGUCUAUAGUACCCUUGUUUGUAUCAUUGUUGCCAGCAACACUGUCAUAGUCAUUACCUUCGUAARRAACAGAAAACUUAGAAAUGCUACCAACAUGUUUUUUGUGAGUUUAGCAGUGUCAGAUAUUCUAGUAGGGGCGGUGUCCAUACCAAUGUGGAUUGUAAACCUGGCCUACCCUCUUCAUAACAAUUGUACUUUUACUGGACCAGUCUUUUAUCAUAUCUAUAAGUUCCUGGACAUAUUCAGUGCUUUGGCAUCAACAGCACAUUUAAUGGCUAUCAGUCUAGAGAGAAGUCUUGCUAUAUCCUAUCCGCUUUGGCACAGAUCGUGUCCGAGGUACAUUUUUCGUAUCAUGCUUGCUGUUGCUUGGUUAUAUGGUCUGGUAGCUAGUGUCGUYAUCAUCGUUGAUUUCACUCCUAUCUGGACCAAUUAUCGUGCAAUUGGAGUGUUUAUCAUAGGUUUCAUCCUACCAUUACUCGUUAUAAUGAUAUUAUACGCAAUAACAUACCGUAGCGUAAGACAGUACGUAAAACGACGACGUACAAACUCUAUGGGUAAUUUCCGCAAGUAUAUUAACAAAGAGAAACGUACAGCAAAAACAGUAGGGAUUGUCCUUUUCGCGUUCAUCGUCGCGUGGCUGCCRUUCUUCAUAGUUUCUCUUGUCACUCAGUUUUGUGGACCACCAUGUUACCAUSCGCUUCUCAUAGAUUUUGUCAAGAUUCUGUACUAUACAAACAGUGCAGUCAAUCCGUACAUCUAUACUUUCAGGAACGCAACAUGGAAGCGAAUAUUCCUUGAUGCUACGCUGCCUUGUAAAAUAUUCAAACAGAAACGAAAUCAAUGGAGUUCAUUAAGUCGUGUCUCGAGGGAAAGAAAUCAUACAAAUAGAAGACUUACGCCUACGGAUGACAUGCAACCAAACACGUUYAGACUUGCUCUACGUGAAAUACAAAAAUAACGUUUCUUCCACACUGGGUUCUAGGUCUUCUAGUAGUGGAGAUUGCCCUCGCUUCAUGUGCCUUGGGUCUGGUUAAUCAGUUAAUUCUCACUGAGAGACAUAAAUGCUCAAUUACCCGAAACACAGGCCCACAUAUCAUUCGCAAGACUUUCUGCCAGACAAUACUUUCGCUAGUAGUGAGUUCAAUGAGAUACCACGCUCAAAUGACACUACUUGGAAAGUAAAAGAACGGUUAAAAAGUAUAAAAUAACGGUUAAAACAARUAUCACAUGUAUUACAUUGAUGGUACAGAAUCCAAGCAUCAUUUGUAUGUAAAAAAAAGAUACAACCGUCGUAAUAUAAAAUCUGUCAGUAUUAUAAAGCCCUAGAGCAGAUAACCUUUAGAKUUUUUGUAAAAAGGGUUGAUAAUAUGAAAAGUA
This is a messenger RNA of Exaiptasia diaphana, 2614 nucleotides long. Its product is annotated as 5-hydroxytryptamine receptor 2C-like. The transcript has 5 exons. Gene Ontology annotation, biological process: chemical synaptic transmission; G protein-coupled receptor signaling pathway, coupled to cyclic nucleotide second messenger. NCBI's taxonomy places the organism in Eukaryota, Metazoa, Cnidaria, Anthozoa, Actiniaria, Aiptasiidae. Gene Ontology annotation, molecular function: G protein-coupled serotonin receptor activity; neurotransmitter receptor activity. The record is from RefSeq and is a predicted model, not a curated record. Bases 1149 to 2195 code for a protein of 348 amino acids. Gene Ontology annotation, cellular component: dendrite; membrane.